Messenger RNA from Pyrus x bretschneideri (Chinese white pear), 2405 nucleotides. RefSeq names its product O-fucosyltransferase 8-like. Bases 297 to 2186 code for a protein of 629 amino acids. The transcript is spliced from 10 exons. The record is from RefSeq and is a predicted model, not a curated record. NCBI's taxonomy places the organism in Eukaryota, Viridiplantae, Streptophyta, Magnoliopsida, Rosales, Rosaceae.
UUUCUCAUCCUUGUUGUCAUCAUGUCAAUGUGUAACACUAAACCUGAAUUUUCGUUACAUGGUCUAAUGGUUGGUGGGUCGAUUUUGGAAAACAAAAAUAUCAUAGAUUAUUAGAUUUAGAGGGUGGUGGUGCAGCUUCAAGCUUCUAGAGUUGUUUCCAGCGUUUUUUCCUGAAGUAUUUUUUUGCUCUCAGUUACUUUAUUGGCAGAAAUUUCUUGACCUUCCGAAACUAGAGAUGGUGAAGAAAAUUGUGUGCUGCUUAUAUUGAAGGUAUUACUGAAAGAUCAUACGGUCUAAUGGGGAAACAAGGGUCUCCGAGAAGCCCACAUCCCGAGCCACAGAUUGACGAUAACUUAUUGUCAGGGACUAAAGACUAUGAUCCUUCUAAUGUUGGGAGGAGAAUGUCAGGAGGUGAUAACCAUUUGAAUUCCAAAAUAUUGUUCCUUCAUGGUCUGAAAAAUGACCAUUUUCAUAUUGUGAGAAGUGAUUCUGUAAAAUAUGGUACCUGUAAAGGGAGCUUCGUGGGGAAAAAGCAUUUGUGGCUUCGAAAAGAUGUGCGAUCAAUCGUCAUUGUGUUUGCGUUGAUGGGUUUCCUUCUCCUACUUGAUUCUUUUCUAGUAUCUAUUUUUUAUUCGAUGGUUCUUCAGAAUUCAACUUAUUAUGUAAGAAAUCCACAGGGAUUUAAGGAGGACAGGGAUGCCUACAUUAUGAAAGAAAAAUCACCAGUACAUAUGUAUGACCAGCUUCUAAAGGUAGCGAAAGAUGCCAUUGCAGAGAAAGAGUUUAAGCCAGAGUCGUCGACUUUAUGGGAGGAACCAUAUAAGCAGGUUGCUGCAUGGAAACCUUGUGCAGACAGAAAAGUUUCGGCAAGCCUAGGGAGAUACAAGAAAAGUAAUGGAUACAUAAUAGUCAGUGCAAAUGGCGGUCUCAAUCAACAACGAGUUGCUAUUUGCAAUGCUGUUGCUGUGGCAUCACUUCUUAAUGCUACUCUUGUUCUUCCAAGGUUUCUUUACAGCAAUGUAUGGAACGAUCCAAGCCAAUUUGAAGAUAUUUACCAAGAACAGUAUUUUAUAGAUGUACUGAAGGAUGAAUUAAACAUAGUCAAAGAACUUCCUUCUCAUUUGAAAACACUAGACAUUGAAGCAAUUGGUAGCCUUAUUACUGAUGCAGAUCUUGUGAAGGAGGCAAAACCAAUUGAUUAUAUCAGAAUUGUACUUCCUCUUCUCUUGCAAAAUCAAGUUGUUCACUUCCUCGGAUAUGGAAAUCGACUAGGCUUUGAUCUGUUGCCUCCUGAGCUUCAGAGAUUAAGAUGCAAAUGUAACUUUCAUGCUUUGAAGUUUGUGCCCAGAAUCCAACAAGUCGGUUCUCUGUUGGUUAGAAGGAUAAGGAAUUAUGAUGCUGCCUUGAGUAUGUUGGACAAACAAUUGCUUGGAAAUUUCAUGCAAAAAACUCCCUCAAAGGUACAUGUUGCUGCAAGAGGCCCAACGAAAUAUCUCGCUCUACACUUGAGAUUUGAGAUUGACAUGGUGGCCUACUCCCUGUGUGAAUUCGGAGGUGGAGAAAGUGAGAAAAAGGAACUCCAAGCCUACAGGGAAAUCCAUUUUCCACUGCUCAUUAAGCGCUUGAAGAACUCAAAGGCAGUUUCUCCAAGACAGUUGAGAAUGUUGGGGAGGUGUCCAUUGGCACCAGAAGAAGCCGGACUAGUUCUUGCUGGUUUAGGUUUAAAGCAUGUAACUUACAUUUAUCUAGCUGGUUCUCAAAUAUACGGUGGAAGCUCUCGGAUGAAAUCCUUCACUAGCCUCUACCCUAACUUGGUCACCAAGGAAACUCUCCUCACACCGAGCGAACUUGCACCCUUUCAAAAUUUCUCUUCUAAGUUAGCAGCAUUAGACUUCAUUGCCUGUUCAACAGCCGAUGUGUUUGCUAUGACUGACUCUGGGAGCCAACUAUCUUCCCUAGUGUCUGGAUUUCGAACCUACUAUGGUGACGGCGGUGCUCCUACUUUGCGGCCAAACAAGAAGAGGCUAGCAGCAAUUUUGUCUGAGAAUAGUACUAUAGGGUGGAACAACUUUGAAGACAGAGUAAAAAAGAUGAUUGACGAAGGCCAAAGGGUGCAUGUGAGGAGGUUCGGUCGAAGCAUUUAUCGGCAGCCAAGAUGCCCGCAGUGCAUGUGCAAAUCUCGCUAACUUCGCUCGAUCAGACAACCCCUUCCGAUACUCUUUAGUUAUACCUCUAUUUUUUGGUGUCAUAUAACACUUUAUUUUUUUAUGUUCUUCCGGGCGGUCGUAUAUAAAGUAUGGCAGCUGCAUGCAUUAGUUCUAAAGGUUCUCUUUCAAAUAACACGCUUCUGGAAACAUUAACCAUAUAUUUUCAUUGAAAUAACUCAAUCACGGGCAAUGAAGCUU